AAUGCUUUUGAAUCGCAACCCGCAGACCAGACCAUUAGUCAACUCGACCCCUAUCAAGAAAGUCUUUAUUGACCCGACUUAGAGAAUCUAUGAAGAUAUUGUAGUUGGCGAGUAUCUUGAGGAGCAUUAAAUUGUGGUUGAAUCAAAUGAAAUCGAAGUGCCCCAACCAUUUAUUGAGUGGAAAGAUUGCCAAUUUCCAAAUCAAUUGAAUAAACGUAUAUCACUUAAAGCCUAUUAAAGACCCACUCCAAUCCAAGCUUCAGGUUUAGAUUAUUAUAAUUACUUUUAGUAUUUCCAAUAAUUAUGUCUGGACAUGAUUUGAUAGGAAUUGCUUAAACUGGAUCUGGUAAAACAAUUGCCUACCUUCUUCCUGGACUUGUUCAUAUAGAAUGUCAACGCAAAAAAGGAGGUCCAAUGAUGUUAAUACUUGUGCCUACUAGAGAAUUAGCAAUGCAAAUUUAAGGUAUUUAAAGAACACAUAUUUUAGAGCAUAUUAGUUACUUUUCUGAAGCAUACAAUAUGAAUUCGGCCUGUAUUUAUGGUGGAGCUGAUAAGAGACCUUAAGAAUUGGCAUUAGCAAGAGAUCCUGAUAUUGUUGUAGCAACUCCAGGAAGAUUGAUUGACUUCUUAGAUGCUCAAGUAACAAAUCUACAUAAUGUAUCAUAUUUGGUGUUAGAUGAAGCAGAUAGGAUGCUUGGUAUAAUAAUUUAUAUAUAAAAGACAUGGGAUUUGAAUAACAGGUUCGUAAAAUCGAUAGCUAUAUUAGAGAAGAUAGACAAACAGUAUUCUUUUCAGCAACUUGGCCAAAAACAGUAUAAAAUUUAGCAUGUGAUCUAUGUCAUAAUGAACCAAUUAAUUUAUAUAUUGGAAGUUAAGAAGUCACCAUUAACAAAAAUAUCACUUAAGAAACAAUUUGUUUAUAUCAAAAUGAAAAAUAGGAAGAGUAUAAAAUUGAAAAUCUAAAUUUAGAUUACUUUAUAUUCUUGAAGAUUUAUCAAAAAAAGAUAAAGUUUUGAUAUUUGUAGAAACAAAAAAAGACUGUGAGGACUUGUCCAGUUAUUUGACUGAACAUGGGUUUUUUUGCAUGUCUUUACAUGGUGAUAAGACUCAAUAACAAAGAGAUUAUGUCAUGAAAGAAUUCAAAUCUUCAAGAUGUAAAUUGUUAUGUGCUACUGAUGUUGCAUCAAGAGGACUUGAUGUUAGAGACAUUAGUUUAGUAAUCAAUUAUGAUUUCCCUAAUUAAAUUGAUAAUUAUGUUCAUAGGAUUGGAAGAACAGGAAGAGCUGGUGAUAAGGGAAGAAGUAUAACUAUGAUUACUUUGGAUACAAUGGAUCCCAGAAUAGCCAAAUAAUUAGUUGAUGUAUUAUAUUUAGUUAAUUAAAGUUAUUAAAAGAUUCAGAAUAGGUUGUGAAUGAAGAUCUCUAUGAUUUUGCAUAUUCAAGUAUUUGUAUUAUAUCUAUUCUAGAACCAAAUUAAAAGGGCAAAAGACCUAAUCAAAGAAAUAAGGUUAAUGAUAAACCUAUUGCACAAUCCAAAAAUAUCAAUAAUACCAAUAAUACCAAUAAUAACACCUAAAAAAAGUAGUAGAUGUAAUUUAAUUUGAAACCAUCUUCUCCUGUUAAAUAAUCAGCAUCAUCUAUGCCCCCACCCCCAGAAUUGAAAAAAGCCUUUUCAGAUACUCCGGUGUUUGGUUUUUUCAAUUCAAAAAAAGAAUGAU
This is a messenger RNA of Paramecium pentaurelia, 1717 nucleotides long. Lineage: Eukaryota; Ciliophora; Oligohymenophorea; Peniculida; Parameciidae. The record is from the annotation of a GenBank genome assembly.